Molecule: messenger RNA, 2174 nt
Organism: Cryptococcus deneoformans JEC21
Lineage: Eukaryota; Fungi; Basidiomycota; Tremellomycetes; Tremellales; Cryptococcaceae
Product: expressed protein
Exons: 3
Coding region: 81-803 (240 amino acids)
Source: RefSeq, a predicted model, not a curated record
UCUGUUCCCGCCGCGCCAUCAUACACUAUCGUUUCCACCACACUCUUCGCCUCUCACCACAUCUUUUCCUGCCACCGAUCAUGGAAGAAUUUAUCUACCAAAAUAUCGUCCCCUGGCUCCCCAAAGAUGCUCAGGAACUCUUGUUCAGCCCGCCAACGUUCUCAGAUCCCUCCUCAUUCUUGCCCCUUUUCCGACUCAUUAGCCCCUACGUCGGCUAUUUCAUCAUCUUUGUAGCUUUCAUCAUCGUUUGGUCCACAGUCUCCAGCAUAUUUGGCUACUUUUCUCGUUUCUUACGCAUCUCUUUACGCCUUGCCCCGCUGGUGGGGAUAGCUGCGUGGAUAAUGCAGGCUUCAGGACAGGGAAGCAUGGGAGAGUUGAUGGAGCUUGCCAAGCAAUGGUCAGGCCUGGCUCCUGCUGAUAAUGGUGCCAGGGGAGCUCAAGCGAGCCCGGGUAUUGCCUACCUGUCAAGCUUGUUCUCAGGAAAUCAGGAUGGUAGCAGUACUAGCAAAGGGAAGAAGAAGGCUACCCCUCGAUCGAAGUACUCCACUCGGUCUUCAACAAAAGAUAAGGCUUUCGGACAGCGCGGAGGAGCUUCGAAGCCUGCUCCAGAUAGUGGUGCCGACUUCAUCUCCUCUUUGCUCAGUUCUGCUGUCGGCAAUGGUGGCGAAGAACGCGCUGCUAGCUCAUGGCAAAAUAUGGUCCAAGAUUAUGUCAAGCAAUCUGUACUCAAGGCAUCACAUCUGGACUGGUUGUUCACCCCAUCAGAAAAGAAGGAUAUAAAGAAGCAAGCGGGGACGCGGUAAUGGGUAAAAUUUUGAGUCGUAUAGCAGCUGCUGAAAAGCGAAUCUGUACUAGGUUUGGUUCAUUGACUAGCUUUUAUACAUGGAACUUUUAGUGCACAUCCUGUGCCCCUAUGAGAUAGGGUGUGAGAGUAUUCGUCUGCGAUGUUUUGGCCAAAAGCACCUUCUCUUGAAACGGUUCUGUUUCCAACAGCCAGCUCAAAACAUCCAUAGGCUCGCUGACCACAAUUGAUGGAAUCUCGGCAUGACCACUCGAUCUCCUCCCAUGUUCUUGUUCAGCCUAUCACUAUAAAAGGCUAUUAAGAAAAUCACUGUCUAUCCAACAAUGAGUGACCUUGGGUCCAUUUAUUUCAAGUUCAAAGGUCAAAGGAGACCGAAUACAAGUAAAAAUCCACCCCCGCCUGGUCCAUGUCAUCACCACGUCAUCUAACAAUAGGCUUCAUGUUGCUGGUCUCAUUAGCAUGAAUGGUAUGAGAAAUAAGGGAGACGACCAUAAAUACGAUGGUAGAGCACCUGUCGUCAAUCUUGCGGAGGAUGAGAUUCGAGAAGUAAGGCUUUCGGAUUAAAAUCUCUGUGUCAGCACCGACUUUAAAGGAGUUUGGAGGGAGGAUAGAUGGUGUCCAUCGCUUGAUAUUGAGACUUAUUGGGACCCCCCAGAGAAGAGAAUGGAUCGUUUUCGACGUGAAGCAAAGGUGCUAUCAAAAAGCAGAUGCUCACAAACACCCUCAACAUGAUUUCUACUGCCAAUAUCAAAGUCAUACGGUCAAGGGAGAAGUCAAAGCAAGGUUCACGAGCUACAAAAGCAAGUGCUUACUGAUCUAUUAUUCGUUCUUCUCAUUGGGAUGGUGUCGUGGGUUAAGGGCCAGGUAGGCUGGUUAAGAAGUAGCAUCUGGUGAGGUAUUUGGGGUGGUUCAGCAUCUCGAGUACGAGCUACACUCCUUCUAUUUCUAUAUACACUAACAGGAUCACUAUUUAUGCUACUAGCUAUUAUGGUAAUUUAUUACAAUGUAGGUACAACAGAUUUUAAUGUACUAUCACUUAAUGAUUUUAGUGCUGGAGCUCAAAAGAAGAUUCUCCCUUAGGAAACUAAGACAAUUUGCAGCCAAGUUCAGUCGAGUAUUAAUACGACUGAAAAGGGCGCAGAUUGUCAAAGUGACGUUGGAUGAGGGUUCUCAUCGAAAAGCGAAGGUGUGGCGUGUUCUAGACAAGUAAAGAACCUAAAGGAACUGAAGUAUAGCUAGUGUACAACAUACGCUCUAAGUGUCUCAUUUUGUUACACAUCCAGCACAGUCCAUCGUCUAUCCAGAUCUAUCAAUAUUCACUCCGACCGUGUUCUCAAACAGAAGCAGUAUUUCUUCGAUCUAAAUGCAUCUC